Molecule: messenger RNA, 1419 nt
Organism: Arabidopsis arenosa
Lineage: Eukaryota; Viridiplantae; Streptophyta; Magnoliopsida; Brassicales; Brassicaceae
Source: the annotation of a GenBank genome assembly
CAUUGGUUACAAGAGCCAGACCGAUCAAGCCCUGAAUCCUGACCAGUGUGCAGGCGUUGGCGUCCUUGGUAUCGCAUGGGCCUUUGGUGGCAUGAUCUUCAUCCUCGUCUACUGCACCGCCGGCAUCUCUGGUGGCCAUAUUAAUCCGGCCGUGACUUUUGGGCUGUUAUUGGCUCGGAAAGUAACGUUGUUGAGAGCAGUGAUGUACAUGGUGGCUCAGUGCCUCGGUGCUAUUUGUGGUGUGGCUUUGGUCAAGUCAUUCCAGUCUGCUUACUACACCCGCUACGGUGGCGGCGCAAACGGUCUCUCGGAUGGUUAUAGCAUCGGCACCGGUGUUGCCGCCGAGAUCAUAGGUACAUUCGUCUUAGUCUACACCGUCUUCUCUGCCACUGACCCCAAGAGGAGUGCGCGUGACUCUCACGUCCCUGUAUUGGCUCCUUUACCAAUUGGAUUUGCAGUGUUCAUCGUUCACUUAGCUACAAUCCCAAUCACGGGCACUGGCAUUAACCCUGCAAGAAGUCUCGGAGCUGCAAUCAUCUACAACAAGGACAAAGCUUGGGAUCAUCAUUGGAUAUUCUGGGUGGGUCCGUUUGCGGGUGCAGCCAUUGCGGCUUUCUACCAUCAGUUUGUGUUGAGGGCUGGUGCGAUUAAGGCGCUCGGGUUGUCAAUGGCCGCUAGGUUACUUGCUUUGAGACGCGCUUUGUCUCUUUUCAGUAACCAACAACAUCGAAUUCCUUUGUCGCAAGUCUCAACAGAGCAGUUGUCGCUAUCAAACUCACUCUUCGGCAGAAAUCAUGUUUAUGGAAGAUUAUUUCAGAGACAAUUAUCUGUAAUCCGUGAGGCAAAUGAAGCUCCAGUAACCAAUGUCUGCAACUCUUCAAACUCUGCUACUGAAACGGCCAAAGUUCCCUCCCCUGCGACGGCCUCUGAAGAACUGAUGGUGAAGUACAAGUCCCAGUUGAAAGUAAACCCGAGGCAUGAUUUCAUGAUGGUCUUCACUUGCAAGGUCUGUGAUACAAGAUCUAUGAAGAUGGCGAGCCGAGAAUCAUAUGAAAACGGCGUUGUGAUGGUACGAUGUGGAGGGUGUGAUAAUCUUCAUUUGAUUGCAGACCGUCGUGGUUGGUUUGGAGAACCAGGAAGCGUGGAGGACUUUCUUGCUUCUCAAGGGGAAGAAUUCAAGAGAGGAUCCAUGGAUUCUCUUAACCUUACACCUGAAGAUUUAGCUGGAGGAAAGAUGUCUACUGAAUAAAGAGAGCUCUUUUUUGCUUUUGCUACUUAACCAUUAUGGAACGAAACUUCACCUUAUGUUCCAGUUUUAUUAUUGUUUCUUGUAGUUCACUGAUUGGUAACGUUUAAAUGCAGAAGAAGUUUGAUACAAUUAUGUGUUUGGAAUGUUCCAUAUAAAUUGAGAUGUUCUAU